Molecule: messenger RNA, 627 nt
Organism: Rattus rattus (black rat)
Lineage: Eukaryota; Metazoa; Chordata; Mammalia; Rodentia; Muridae
Gene: Tmsb15b
Product: thymosin beta 15B
Exons: 3
Coding region: 116-253 (45 amino acids)
Biological process (GO): regulation of cell migration; actin filament organization
Cellular component (GO): cytoplasm
Molecular function (GO): actin monomer binding
Source: RefSeq, a predicted model, not a curated record
AGGACCAGUUGCAGAGUUAUCAGCUUGUGGCUGCACCCGUGAACACCACCCUGGUCCGGAGGUCGCUGCGGACAGAAUUGCUGGCCUGAUCGAAGCUUUGGAACGAGCAGUCAAGAUGAGUGAUAAACCAGACUUAUCUGAAGUUGAAACAUUUGACAAAUCAAAGUUGAAGAAGACUAAUACCGAAGAAAAGAAUACUCUUCCUUCGAAGGAAACUAUCCAGCAGGAGAAAGAAUAUAAUCAAAGAUCAUAAAAUGAGAUUCUCCUCUCAAGAGCAACUUCAACUUUGCUGGAUAGUCUUGGAAUUAGACAUGUUUCUGUAAACCUAUCCAAUAUGUAGACAUUUUAGGCGGUUCCUGAUAGGUUCUUAAGUAACCUGGCUGAAAGGUCAGCAUUUAACACCAAUCAUUAAAUGUGUUUUCCACUGCUCACUGGUGUGUAACUUUCAUUGUCAGUACACUUGGGUGGGCCUUGGCCCAUGUGGGUUUUUCACUUGCUGCAAGGCAAGUGAAUUUUAACCUACACUGGGUGCCUCAUUUGUCAUCUUUGUGACAUUGUGUGCUUCUGCAGCUCCUUGGAUUUCUUUUCAUUUCUACUUUAACAUUAAAUUAAUUAUAGUCACAAGAA